GGACUUCCGUGCAGCUUUAGAAGUUCUAAGCACAAUGAAUUCAGGCUUAUGGAGUCAAGAAAAAGGGAGUUCAUCCUACUGGGAAGAGCGGAUCUUUUACUUGCUUCUCCAAGAAUGCAGUGUCAUAGACAAGCAGACUCAAAAGCUCUUGAAAGUGCCCAAAGGUAGUAUUGGGCAGUUUUUUCAAGACCGUUCUUCUUUGGGACACUCCAGAAAUAUUCCUUGUAAGGGCAAGAAACUGCAGAUUGGAUUAAAGAUUCUGGAACAACCUCAUGCAAUCCUGUUUGUGGAUGAGAAGGAUGUUAUAGAAAUAAAUGAAAAACUAGCUGAGUUGCUUUUGGCCAUUACUAACUGUGAGGAAAGAUACAGUCUGUUUAAAAGCAAAAGCAGAUUAACUAAAGGCAUCCAAAUAGAUAUUGGCUCACCUGUUAGAGUACAGCUGAGAUCAGGAGAUGAUAAAUUUCCUGGAGUUGUUCGCUUCAGAGGACCCUUAAUGCAAGAAAGGUCCCUAACAGGGAUAUACUUCGGAGUAGAGUUGCUGGAAGAAGGUCGUGGUCAGGGCUUCACUGAUGGACAGUACCAAGGCAAGCAGCUUUUCAGAUGUGAUGAGGAUUGUGGGGUUUUUGUUGCUUUGGACAAACUGGAGCUGGUGGAAGAUGAUGACAAUGAACUGGAAAGUGACUAUGCAGCUCCAGUUGACACAAUGCAGGUAGAACUUCCUCCUCUGGAGAUCAACUCCAGGGUUUCUCUGAAGAUAGGAGAGAGUAUAGAGUAUGGGACAGUUAUAUUCUGUGAUGUCUUACCAGGCAACGAAAGUUUAGGAUACGUUGUUGGAGUGGACAUGGAUAAUCCUAUUGGAAACUGGGAUGGAAGAUAUAAUGGAAUACAGCUGUGCAGUUUUGCAAGUGUUGAAAGUACACUUCUUUUGCAUAUCAAUGAUGUUAUUCCAGAGACUGUGUCACAGGACAGGAGACCUCCCAAGCUUGCCUAUACCUCAAGAGGUGGUAGUGACAAAAGCUUGUUCAAUCAUAGUAAGCCAAAGGCUACAGGAUCUACCUCUGAACCUGGGAAUAGAAACAGAUCUGAAGUCUUCUACACAUUAAAUGGCUCAUCGGUUGACUCUCAGCCUCAAACGAAAGCAAAACCCCCAUGGUAUAUUGAUGAAGUUGCUGAAGACCCUGCAAAAUCACUUACUGAUUCAUCUCCUGGAUUUGGGCAUUCUUCACCACCUCUGCAACCACCUUUAACAAACUCUGUGUCUACAGAAAACAGAUUUCACUCCCUCCCUUUUAGCUUGACAAAAACAUCGAGCACUAAUGGUACUAUUGCACAUACUCCUCUCUCUUUAUCUGUUCAGUCAGUAAUUGGUGAUGUAAAUGCUACAGCUAACCAGGAGAGCCCAACAACAGCAAGCCCAGCUGGGAACUCACAUGGUCUCGAGGCAGGUUCGUUGGCUGAAGUUAAAGAAAAUCCUCCUUUCUAUGGAGUCAUCCGCUGGAUUGGCCAGCCCCCUGGAGUAAAUGAAGUGUUAGCUGGACUGGAACUGGAAGAUGAAUGUGCGGGUUGUACGGAUGGGACGUUUAAAGGAACUCGCUACUUCACUUGUGCUCCGAAAAAAGCUCUUUUUGUUAAACUCAAAAGCUGCAGGCCAGAUUCCAGGUUUGCCUCACUACAGCCUGUUUCCAACCAGAUUGAACGCUGCAACUCUCUAGCCUUUGGAGGUUACUUAAGUGAAGUGGUAGAAGAAAACACUCCUCCAAAAAUGGAAAAAGAAGGUUUAGAGACAAUGAUUGGAAAGAAGAAAGGUAUCCAGGGUCAUUACAACUCCUGUUACUUAGACUCCACCUUAUUCUGCCUUUUUUCUUUUAGCUCUGUUUUGGACACUGUGUUACUCAGACCUAAAGAAAAGAAUGAUGUAGAGUAUUAUAGUGAGACUCAAGAGCUGUUGCGGACAGAGAUUGUGAAUCCUCUGAGAAUAUAUGGAUAUGUAUGUGCUACAAAAAUAAUGAAACUGAGGAAAAUACUUGAAAAAGUUGAGGCUGCAUCGGGAUUCACUUCAGAGGAAAAAGAUCCAGAAGAAUUUUUAAAUAUUUUGUUUCACCAUAUUCUGAGAGUUGAGCCACUAUUGAAAAUAAGAUCAGCAGGUCAGAAAGUACAAGACUGUUACUUCUAUCAAAUUUUUAUGGACAAAAAUGAGAAAGUUGGAGUCCCAACAAUUCAGCAGUUACUAGAGUGGUCAUUCAUCAACAGCAACUUGAAGUUUGCAGAGGCCCCCUCUUGCCUGAUUAUCCAGAUGCCUCGCUUUGGAAAAGAUUUCAAAAUGUUCAACAAAAUUUUUCCCUCCUUGGAACUGAAUAUAACAGACUUACUUGAAGACACUCCCAGGCAGUGUCGUAUAUGUGGAGGACUUGCUAUGUAUGAGUGUAGGGAAUGUUACGAAGAUACUGAUAUUUCUGCAGGGAAAAUCAAGCAGUUCUGCAAAACAUGCAAUACACAGGUUCAUCUUCAUCCCAAGAGACAGAGUCAUAAAUUCAAUCCAUUGUCACUACCUAAAGAUCUGCCAGAUUGGGACUGGCGACACGGAUGCAUCCCAAACCAGAAGAUGGAGUUGUUUGCUGUUCUCUGUAUAGAAACGAGCCACUAUGUGGCUUUUGUUAAAUAUGGGAAGGAUGACUCCGCCUGGCUUUUCUUUGACAGUAUGGCAGAUCGGGAUGGAGGUCAGAAUGGCUUCAACAUUCCACAAGUUACCCCAUGUCCAGAAGUUGGUGAAUACCUGAAGAUGUCUCUAGAAGAAUUGCACUCACUGGAUUCCAGAAAAAUUCAAGGUUGUGCACGAAGACUACUUUGUGAUGCCUACAUGUGCAUGUAUCAAAGUCCAACAAUGAGUUUAUAUAAAUGAACUAUGUCCUCUGGAAAACUGAAGAAACAAUGUAGAGCUGCAUUUUUUGGUUAAAGGAAACCGUUGCUGGCAAUGGAAGCGAUGACAAGGAAGAGCAAAGGAUUACUGUUCCAAAAACUACAUGUGGAGUUCUGUCAUUGAAGUAUUUUGCACUCUAGGAAGUGUGCUUGUGUGUGUUUUGUUUUAUAAACAAAGUAAGGCUAAGUGAAGCUACUGAAACUUAAACCUUUAAGUGCAUUGAUUAUACACAGGCUUUCUUGAAAUGUUAAAGGUGAAAUUAUAUCAGGAGAAACUUCCUUAGUCCAUUAGGAAUGUAA
Indicator indicator is the source of this 3216-nucleotide messenger RNA. RefSeq names its product CYLD lysine 63 deubiquitinase (gene CYLD). The record is from RefSeq and is a predicted model, not a curated record. The transcript is spliced from 16 exons. The coding region runs from base 35 to 2899 and encodes 954 amino acids. Gene Ontology annotation, cellular component: cytosol. Gene Ontology annotation, molecular function: K63-linked deubiquitinase activity; cysteine-type deubiquitinase activity. NCBI's taxonomy places the organism in Eukaryota, Metazoa, Chordata, Aves, Piciformes, Indicatoridae. Gene Ontology annotation, biological process: regulation of mitotic cell cycle; necroptotic process; protein K63-linked deubiquitination.